GCUGAGCUGCACUAUCAACAAGGAGCACCGCUGAGCCGACACGGGAAAAAUACAGGGGGGGGAUGACCGUCAGAAUCCGCUCCCAUCCUCCGCUCCGUUGGGCUCAGUUGGCCUGACCACCACCGGAUCAGCAACACCAUCGAACCAACCCUCGGAUAAGCCAAGUAUCGGGAGCAUGGAUCUGAGAGUGGGGAGUAAGUACCGGCUUGGCCGUAAGAUCGGCAGCGGCUCUUUCGGGGAUAUCUACCUUGGUGCCAACAUUGCCACAGGGGAGGAGGUGGCCAUCAAGCUGGAGUGUGUGAAAACCAAACACCCCCAGCUCCACAUCGAGAGCAAGUUCUACAAGAUGAUGCAGGGAGGAGUGGGAAUUCCCUCUAUAAAGUGGUGUGGGGCAGAAGGCGACUAUAACGUGAUGGUGAUGGAGUUGCUAGGCCCCAGUCUGGAGGAUCUCUUCAACUUCUGCUCCAGGAAAUUCAGCCUGAAGACAGUCCUGCUGCUGGCUGACCAGAUGAUCAGUCGCAUCGAGUACAUCCACUCGAAGAACUUCAUCCACCGUGAUGUGAAGCCUGACAACUUCCUGAUGGGUCUGGGGAAGAAGGGCAACCUGGUCUACAUCAUCGACUUCGGCCUGGCCAAAAAAUACAGAGACGCGCGCACACACCAGCACAUUCCCUACCGCGAGAACAAGAACCUGACUGGCACCGCUCGCUAUGCCUCAAUAAACACACACCUGGGCAUAGAGCAGUCUCGGCGUGAUGAUCUGGAGUCUCUGGGCUAUGUGCUGAUGUAUUUUAAUCUGGGAUCCCUGCCGUGGCAGGGCCUCAAGGCUGCCACCAAGAGGCAGAAAUACGAGCGCAUCAGUGAGAAGAAGAUGUCCACGCCCAUCGAGGUGCUCUGUAAGGGCUACCCUUCCGAAUUCUCGACAUAUCUGAAUUUCUGCCGCUCAUUGCGAUUCGAUGAUAAGCCUGAUUACUCAUACCUGCGGCAGCUCUUCAGGAACCUCUUCCACAGGCAGGGCUUCUCCUACGACUAUGUCUUCGACUGGAACAUGCUCAAAUUCGGAGCGGGUCGGACAGCAGAGGAGGGGGAUCAGGAACGGAGGGCAGAGGAGAGGGAAGAGCGGAUUGUUGGAGGGCCACGGGGGUCAGCAGCACGAGGUCAUGCCCCUGUGCAAAACCAUUCCGCUCCAAACCGAGUCAGAAACGGCCCAGAACAGCCCACUGCCAACCCCUCCCGCUUACAGCAGUCCGGUAUGAAUUGGGGAAACACAUCGCCACGGGUGACCUCACGAGCAGAGCGGGACAGGAAAGUGAGCAUGCGGCUGCACCGGGGAGCUAACGCAUCAUCACAGCAGGUCAGCGUGCCAUAUGAGCACCUUGGAAAGUGAGCCACCUCACACACAUCAACAGGGCUGCAAGACUCACUCUCCCUCUCCAGAUAUUCUCAGAGAUUUUGUUUUUCUGUGUUUAUGAAGAUGUUGCCAAUGAAACAGUGAGAUUGAGCAUGGAAGAUGAGGCCAAAGGAAGGGGGUUAGACAGGAGGGAGGGUAAGCAGGAGCUCAACAGUGUGGCUGUCCCCUUAACGCUGCAUUGAGAGCUCAGCACUCCAUGUUUCAGUCCUGAUUCUGCCCACACACGUCACAUUGUUUACCCAUCAUCCCUCAGUACUAGUCCACUUGUGUUAUGAAGGCCACUUUUCAGGCACUGAGCACCGGGGUUCACACCAGAGAUCUGAGGCUGGUCGGCCAAGCUGAAGGUUGUGUCUAGUUGGAGUCUUGCAUGUAAGGGUACGGGCUUUAAAGGUGGUUCUGCUAUUGUGAAUGACUUUUAGACCCUCAAGUUUAGUGUGUGUGUGUGUGUGUGUGUGUACGUACAUACGUACGUGUGUGCGGACGGACUGUGAGAGUAAACAGCGAGUGUGAAGGUGAGCUCGGAGGGGUGGAGUCCUGGGGGGCGUGGCAGUUUCCAGGACUUCCCACAAAGGGAAGUGGGAGGUGGGGGAGAAACAGGAGCACAGAUGGACCUGGAGCCUGGAGAGAUGAGCUGAACGAAUGGAAAGUGCAGGAGUGGCGAGGUGGAGGAGGGGUUUCUCCUGUUGGAGGAGGAGGACAAUGACCAAUCUCACAUUCAUGUCUUAAUGGAAGUGUGAAGCAUUAGUGCUGGAUGGGGUGUGGAGGAAGCUGAAACCGGGACAUUGCAAAACAGUAGUGAGAGUCUCCUUCAUCAGUUCGAUUCCUACAGAUUUUCAAAACUGCAUUUUGUGAUUGUUAUGGUGUGGGAAGGUCUUUAUCAGUGAUUACCUUCCAAAGUGCUACAUGACAGCAUGAUGACAUCACAGUGAGCAUAUAGAAUUGCAUUCUCCUGGUCACAUGAUGAGCUUGUGCUCAGUGCUCUAACCUUUCCAGGUGUAGCUGGACUGCGUGAAUGGCACCAAUCAUCUAUAACCACCAUCUCUAUAGCAGAUCAUUUAAUUAAUACCAUCUCUAUAAUGGAGCAUAUAAAUAACACCAGCCAGCUCUCACAACAGCUUUUAGAAUGUUAGUUUUUGUAUUUGAAACAUUUUAAUUGGAUAUCUGGUGGGAAGGGGUGGGACUGUUUAGCAGGGGAUUCAGGUUUUUUCUGUUUAUUUCUUUGUGGGGUUUUGUUUUUGUUUUUUUACAUCAUUGUAAAUAAUUUUUAUUUCUGUGUAAAACCCAAAUGUUUGUUGUUCAAUGUGUAAUGUUGAAAAGAUGCUAAACAGAGUAUGUCAGGAUUUUUAAAAGAUAAUACAGAUGCUAAAGGAAGGGUACUUGCGGUUGGGUUGUAAGAAUGAAUCUAUAUAGGUGUGUGAUGAAAGAUGUGUACGAAAUGUGUAGCGGGGUGUGUGUGAGGGAGGGAGUGCAUUCUGUUUUUCUGAUAGUCUUAGUGUAACUUUGUGUCCUAUACAUACAACUGAUUCAUGAGUGUGUGCUGAUCCCCAGCUCUCUUUCUCCACCCGUCCUCUCUCUGACCCGCCCCUUUUUUCAUCUGACCAACUCUACCUACAUUCCUCCUCCCCCUCCAUCCCAACUGUCUCUCCUCACUCUCAGUCCCUCCUAGACUGCAGCUGCAUUUCAGCUCCACCUUCUCUUAAUGUUUAAUGAUGUCAUUGAAUCACACACAUUUAUUCUUAUGAAGUGAUGUCACAGAAUCCAGUUUCAUGCGUGUGUGUGAGUGAGACAGCAGGCGUGUAUGAGGUGGUUGGGGCUUAGGGUCUGGAUAUUGUAUUGUGUUCUUAGAUCUUGUACAGUUCUUUAACACACUCCCUUUAUUUACAACAGUAUUUGUCUAUUUUAUGAAGUUAUAAAAAAUAAAACUUCCUUCUGCAAA
Molecule: messenger RNA, 3347 nt
Organism: Electrophorus electricus (electric eel)
Lineage: Eukaryota; Metazoa; Chordata; Actinopteri; Gymnotiformes; Gymnotidae
Product: casein kinase I-like
Biological process (GO): protein phosphorylation
Molecular function (GO): protein kinase activity; ATP binding
Source: RefSeq, a predicted model, not a curated record